CCGGGAGCCGAAGACGUGGGUGUCGAUUAAGGUAGCCCUCCGCACCUCUCUGAUUCAGAGGGGUUGGGUUAAAUGCGGAAGACACAUUUCAGUUGAAGGCAUUCAGUUGUACAACUGACUACAACAACCAGCAAUUAACCACAACAUAAUUAGGCCCGGAAGGUGUUUACAUGAGACUGAUGUCGAUGGCCAAAUUGGGGUGUGAAUUGAUUUUAAAGUAAGCCUAUUGUGAUUUAAAUUAAUCCGAAUGCAAUAACAAGAACCACCCCGGGAGAGUGAGCGCACCACCCCAAUUGUCAAUUCCGAGUUGAUGAUCUACCUAAAACCACAGCACCGAAAGUGCUUGACUCAUAAAUAUCCUAUUAAAUUACUAGAGGGACUAUGUGAUCAUAAUCCCUCAAAGUUAUAGAUUAGGACUAAAUGGCAGCCGUCUUGGUCAGGGAGAAUUAUCAUUAUAAUUAUCAUUCCUAAUUAUUUGGUUUGACUAAAGCAGUGACGACUCGGAUACCACGGUUUCUGCCUCCCGCCCCGCGGAUACGCAGGGAAGUUUGACUCUCUCGCUGUCAGCGCAGCGGUGAAUGCCGGUUUGUUUGGCCACCAGCGAACAGUUGCGUUUCUGCUCUACGUGUACAUGCAAGGUGUGACAAAUGCCAUCAAGCGUAAACUACUCCUGGGACAAUUAAACAGCCCACCCUUGGAUUUGAAAGGAAUUACAUAGACUUCGAGUGAUUGGCUUUGGUUUUUGGCUUGUUUUUGUUGUUGUUCCGUCUUGAAGAGACUGAGGAAUAACUGCCAACAUGUCUAGGGAUCAUGACAAUGUGAAUAAGCUGACCGAAAGUACAUACAAGAAUGUGAUGGAGCAGUUGAACCCAGGACUGAGGAACCUUGUCAAUUUGGGGAAGUCCUAUGAGAAAUCUGUAGCCGUGAUGACUCUUGCUGGGAAGGCGUACUUUGAUGCUGUGUCAAAGAUAGGAGAGACUGCUUCCGUGUCCCCUGUCUCCAGAGAAUUGGGUGUGGUUCUGAUGGAAAUCUCUGAGGUGCACAAGAAGGUUCACCUGGAGCUGGAGGAGAAUUUCAAGCAGUUCCACAAAGAAAUCAUUUCUGAGCUGGAGAGGAAAACAGAGAUGGAUGUCAAAUAUAUGACUGCAACAUUCAAGCGGUACCAGUCAGAGCACAAAAUGAAGCAGGACUCUCUGGAGCGCUCUCAGACGGACCUGAAGAAGCUGCGGAGGAAGAGCCAGGGAAAACAAGCCACCAAGUAUGAGAAGAAGGAGAACGAGUAUAUAGAGACCAUCUCGUCACGGCAGAGUGACAUGCAGAAGUUCAUCGCUGACGGCUGCAGAGAGGCCCUCCUGGAGGAGAAGAGACGAUUCUGCUUCCUGGUCGACAAACACUGCACGUUCUCUUACCAUGUCACCACCUUCCACGAGAAGGCCAAAGAGCUGCUGGCAGUGAAGCUGCCCAGCUGGCAGGAUAAAUGCAAAGAUAUCACCAAGGUCCCCGACACAGUAUUGACCAUGCUAGAGGGGCUCCGCACCCCCAUGUCUGGGACCCCAGAAGCCUCGCCUCUCGUCGAACGCUACAACAGGAACAACAGGGACCCGAUGGUUCCCCCACCAGCCCCCCAGCUGAAGGCCCAGACCAGUCCACUGGCUAAUAUGUUCAACCAGGACGUCCCCCACGCCUCCUUCACAUCCACAUCUACAUCUACAUCAGACCACAACUCAGACCAGGGCAGUAUGGAGAACAGUGGAAGCCUGUCUCUAUCCCGGUCAGUGUCGAUGGGUUCUGGGCUGAACGUGGGCAGGAAGCCACGGGUCAGGACCAUCUUCCCCCACACGGCCGGCAACAACGACACACUCCUGUCCUUUGAUGAUGGUGACAUCAUCAUACUGCUCAUCAAGGAGGAGAAGGACGGAUGGCUAUACGGAGAGCUGGAGAAGACCCAGCAGCGGGGCUGGUUUCCCUCAUCUUACUGCCGACCUUACAAUGAACCACUGAUCUCAAACAGUUUGGGGACACCGGUGCGUCGUCUGAGUGUGGCCAGUCUUCCGGAAGAGGAGGAGCCUGUUUUGCUGCCGCCACCAGACUACAGCGACAGGACAGGGAGCAGCCCUUUCAGCCUGGUCAGCGCCUCCACACCCUCACCCAAAAACACGAUCUCUCUACCCAAUGAGGUUGGAAAGGUUCCCUUUCUGGGAGGUGGGAAUCCCUUUGCCACUGUCAAACUGAGACCUACAGUGACCAACGACAGAUCAGCACCCAACGUCUAAUAACCAGAGCUCAUCCAGACAGAGGAAUGAUAAAACACCACCAACACUACAGAAUCACAGUCCAACAAGAUGUCCAGAAAGCAUGGAUUCUACUCCGCUUCAGCAAACCAGCUCCGUUGUAGCCAGCUCCGUUGUAGCCAGCUCCGUUGUAGCCAGCUCCGUUGUAACCAGCUCCGUUGUAGCCAGCUCCGUUGUAACCAGCUCCGUUGUUACUAGCUCCGUUGUAGCCAGCUCCGUUCUAACUAGAUCCGUUGUAGCCGAGCCAGCUCCGUUGUAGCCAGCUCCGUUGUAACCCAGCUU
Messenger RNA from Salvelinus sp. IW2-2015, 2573 nucleotides. Its product is annotated as BAR/IMD domain-containing adapter protein 2-like 1. Gene Ontology annotation, cellular component: nucleoplasm; cytosol. Gene Ontology annotation, biological process: plasma membrane organization; actin filament bundle assembly; positive regulation of actin filament polymerization. Gene Ontology annotation, molecular function: protein binding. The record is from RefSeq and is a predicted model, not a curated record. NCBI's taxonomy places the organism in Eukaryota, Metazoa, Chordata, Actinopteri, Salmoniformes, Salmonidae.